CCAGAACAACUUGUUCGUGUGUAGAAUUUGUAAAGCGAAAACUUAUUCAGUCAUCAUUACACACUGCACAAAACAAAGAACCGUUUAAAAUCGUUCUAUAAUAUAUCCAUGGUGAUGGAAGUCAGUGGUUGGUUUGUGGUGCUUUGUUUAAUUGUACAGCUCAGACAAGCCAUAUGUGCAUAUUGCGGGAGCUCUUACUAUGACCCUUCAGACAAUACCUGUUGUAACGGAGUCUUGACAUCUUCUAAAAACCAACAAUGUUGUGGAAAGAAAGGCUACAAGCCACCUUAUGAAACUUGCUGCAACGGAGUUGUUAACUCUCCAGGCGGCAGCCAUUGCUGUGGAUACAAAGCAUACACACCUCCAUAUAAAACAUGUUGCAAUGGUAAACUGAACGCUCCAGGUGGAACUUACUGCUGUGGAAAAAAGGCGUACACACCACCAUAUUUAGUCUGCUGUAACGGAGUUCUUAACACACCAGGUAAAAAACUUUGCUGUGAUAAAAAGACAUAUGAUCCGGACAAUGAAACGUGUUGCUAUGGAAAGUUACACCCUCGACACGGACUUUGCUGCGGAACUGUUAUUUAUAAUCCGGAAGAACAAAUAUGUUGUCGUGGAAUUGUGCAUACAAACAAACACAGAUGUUGUGGAACAGAAUCAUAUAAUCCGUAUUCUGAGCAAUGUUGCUAUGGCAGACAUGUCAAAACACGUGGCUUUUGUUAAAAAAUAAAAACUUUGGAAAUUAAUCGUAUUUAUAAUCAUAGUUCUCGUUGAAACAUAUAAAAACUAUUGAAAAUUAUUUUAUUGAUAUAAAAAAAUGUAAGAAAAGGUCUAAAGAAUAUCAAAGUACGUACGCUAUGAGAACUCGGAUGACCCCAACAUCUGAUUGCUUGUAAGAAAAUAAUACAGAUAUCAAUCUCCAUGUAGACUAACUUGCAGUUGUUUCAAUGUUUUGCGUCCAUUGUCAAAUAGUUAAUAAUAGUUAAUAGUUUUUCGAACUAUAACCAUUUCUGCAGUUAGAAGGUUGUAUGGAAUACAGUGAAUCGAGAGAACAUGUAUAACAUGUGCAUAAGAACUGAGAGGAUAAACUUUAUUUUCAACAACUUUUACACGAUUUCAAAAUUAUAUAUUAAAAAGUAAUGGGUCUUUCGAACCUUAAAUCUUUACUUUUAUUGGUAUAUU
Messenger RNA from Mytilus trossulus (common blue mussel), 1182 nucleotides. RefSeq names its product galaxin-2-like. The transcript is spliced from 3 exons. Bases 109 to 723 code for a protein of 204 amino acids. NCBI's taxonomy places the organism in Eukaryota, Metazoa, Mollusca, Bivalvia, Mytilida, Mytilidae. The record is from RefSeq and is a predicted model, not a curated record.